Messenger RNA from Blepharisma stoltei, 963 nucleotides. The record is from the annotation of a GenBank genome assembly. NCBI's taxonomy places the organism in Eukaryota, Ciliophora, Heterotrichea, Heterotrichida, Blepharismidae.
AUGCCAAAAUGGCAGCUAAUACUUAAUAAAAUGAGCAAGCCUGUCAGAAAAAACGGGUUAGAUCGCCCCUUUGACCCUCUACAAGUUUCCGGCUGAAUCCUAAUGUCUUCGAAUUUGGUUAUUGUUGGGAUUAUCUUAAUCCCAACUUUUGAGCAAUCUUUGCAGGUACUCUCAAAAUAGAUAGUGCUCUCAUUAUUAUUUUAUUCUACUCAAUUAAUUACUAUGGUAUUAGCGGCAACUUUGACAGCUGGAAAUCCAACAGAUCCUAUUUCAAUAUCUGAUAAAGCAGCAAUAAAAAAAGGCAAUUUUUUUGAUAAAUCAAUUUCUAAAACAGUAUGUACAAUAUGCUGCUGCAGCGUCAGUCCAAAUAGCAAGCACUGUGGCUCUUGCAAUCGAUGUGUUGAUGGGUUUGAUCACCAUUGCAAGUGGCUAAAUAAUUGUAUAGGAAACCAAAACUAUAAAAAAUUUAUAUUACUUUUGGUAUGCAUUGAUAUCAAUAUGCCGAUAUUAGUAGGAUUUGGAAUUAAAUCUUUAUGUACAUAUUUUAAUGACACUGAAAUAUAUAAAGAAAGACUGUCAGAUCUAUUUGGAUGUUCAAAUGAAGCAUUAUUCUUAUUUUUUACGUUUACUACAAUAAGUGAAGCACUUCUUGUUAUAACGUAUGAUAGCUAUUUAAUUGGAUACCAUGCUUGACUUAAAUGAAAAGGGAUUACAACAUAUCAGCAUAUUUUAAUAAAAAAGGCAAAACAUGAUAAAAAAAUUCAUUCAGAUGCGGCUCUGCGCAAUUCAAUUAAAAUGUCAUGUUUAAUUCCUUCAACAAUUGGAGAUAAAGAAUUAUCAGUAUUUUCUGAAAAUGGUGAAACUCAGCAUAAUAGGCCUUUAGAGCUGCCUAUAACUGGCUCAAUUAUAUAUACUUUUAUCAAAGAGCCAGACAGAGAAGAUGCAGAAAAUCAUGCUGUUUAA